GAUGUAUGUGUCACUGGUUUUGAAAUUCCCAGCAUCCUGUCGGACUGCUCUCCGCCAUUUUCGAUAGUUGGUGUCGCAGGAGUGGUCGGCGUAGCUAACAAUUAUUAAAUUGUUCCAGUAAGGUCGCUUUUGAAGCCGCUCGACGAAGAUAGUCUGUGACAGCAGAGUUUGAUUUAACAAGACCUUUAAACUGCGCACGAAGAUGUCCAGCGAGCAGGUAGAAAACACCGCCGAGAAAGUAGGCCAGCAGCCGCCGCCGCAGCAGCAGCCGCCGCAGCAGCAGCAGCAGACGCCGCCGCAGGGAGAAGUGAAUGGGAAAGCCAAGCAUGAGUCCAUUUCAAGCAGGAAGGAAAGGCCCCAGAAGAGAGGUGGAGGAGGCCGCUACGAACCCUAUGGGAACGUGAACAAGAGAUACCGUGUUUUUGUCAGCAACAUCCCAUAUGAUGUGAAAUGGCAAGCCCUCAAAGACCUGAUGAAAGAAAAAGUGGGUGAGGUAACGUACGUGGAACACUUAAUGGACGCAGAAGGCAAAUCGAGGGGUUGUGCUGUUGUUGAGUUUAGGACUGAGGAGCUAAUGAAGAAAGCAGUGGAGAAGGUCAACAAGCACAACUUCAAUGGAAGACCCCUGAAAGUGAAAGAGGACCCUGAUGGUGUGAUUGCUCAGAGAGAAAUCAACAAGGCCCAAGGUGGAGGCCCACCAGGAGGUCAUGGAGGAAUGGGAGGUAUGGGUGGAAUGGAUCGCAUGAACAUGGAACGAAUGGGCCCUGGACCAAAUGGCCCCAUGGUCAACAUUCCUCCAAGCCUCAUGAACAACCCGAACAUUCCCAAUGAGAUCAUCCAUGGACUCCAGGCUGGCAGGAUUGGCAGCACUGUCUUUGUGGCUAAUCUCGACUACAAAGUGGGCUGGAAGAAGCUGAAAGAAGUCUUCAGCAUGGCUGGCAUGGUGAUGAGGGCUGACAUUCUGGAGGACAAAGAUGGGAAAAGCAGAGGCAUGGGCACAGUCACAUUUGAUAUGCCCCUUGAAGCAGUUCAAGCUGUCUCUAUGUUCAAUGGGCAGCUGUUGUUCAACAGAGUCAUGCACGUGAAACUGGAUGAGAAAUCUCUUCCCAAAGACUUUGGACCACCUGACAGAGCUGCUGCUCUUCCCCGUGGCCUGAGUGGUAUUGGUUUAGGUCUGGGACCUGGUGGCCAGCCUAUUGAUGCUACUCAGCUCAACAGAGGAGGUGGUGGUGGUGGUGGAGGUGGAGGAAUGGGCAACAUGGGCCCUGGAGGAAUGGAUGGAAUGGGCUUUGGCAACAUGGGAGGUCGUAUGGGAGGAGGAGGAGGAGGUGGUGGAGGAGGAAUGGACAACUUUGGAGGAAUGAACAACAUGGAUCGUUUUGGUUCUUCAGGGAUGGGCAGAAUGAAUGAGAUGGACCGUGGGAUUGGUGGUGCUUUUGACAGGGAGUUUGGGCGAAAUGAAAUGGGAAUGUCUCGCAGUAGUUUUGGAGACUCCUUUGAAAGAGGAAUGGGAAACUCCCUCGGUAUGGACCGUAUGAAUUCUGGAAUGGACCGCCUGGGAGGAGGCAACAUGGAUCGCAUGGGAGGGAUGGACCGGAUGGGCAUGGACAGGAUGGACCGUGUGCCUGACCUUGACAGGCUGGGUUCUGGGUUUGACCGGAUGGGCUCAGGGAUGGACCGGCUGGGGCCCAGUAUGGACAGGCUUGGACCUGGCCUGGACCGUAUGAGCUCCAGCAUGGACCGCCUUGGCCCAGCUGGGUUUGACCGCCUAGGCCCGUCUGGUUUAGAUCGCAUGGGUUCUGGCAUGGACUUUGGCUCCCCAAUGAGUAUGGAGCGCAUGGGCAACACCGGGCUUGACAGAAUGGCCAGCAGCUUCGACCGCAUCGGCUCCACUGGAGGACUUGACCGCUUCCCCUCUGGUGGUCUCGACCGCAUGAGCUCUGGCAUGGAUCGAAUGGGGUCUGGAGGUGUUGGCGGUCAGUUUGACCGCUCUGCUGACUUGGAUCGUGGAUUCGGUGGCAAUUCCUUUGGAGGAGCUGGAGGGCCUGGAACCGGGGGAGGCAAUGUCAGGAAGGGAUGCCAGAUCUUUGUCAGAAAUCUGCCCUUUGACUUCACCUGGAAGAUGCUGAAGGACACCUUCAAUACAUGCGGCAUGGUUCAGUAUGCUGAUAUCAAGAUGGAGAAUGGCAAGUCCAAGGGCUGCGGUGUGGUUCGCUUCGACAACCCUGAAACCGCCGAGCGCGUCUGCCGGACCAUGAACGGCUAUCGGCUGAAUGGAAGAGAAAUUGAUGUUAGGAUUGAUAGGAAUGCAUAAGUUGUUUGUUUUUGCAUUACAUCUGACAUUUUUAGUCUCUAAUGUCCAAACGCUCUGUAUCAUCUGAAUUUGCCCUUCAGCAUAUUCGUACUCACUUGGUUUGUUAGGUAUUUGUUACUGGUGAAAAUGUUUGUUUAGUAAUUUGUAACAGUGAAAGUGUUUUAGUUUAAAUUUUACUUUUUAGAGACCAAAUUUUAAUUUUUUUCCUUCCGUCUUGCUUCACUCGUCAUUGCCUUUGUUCUAUAAGGUGUUUUGAUAAAUAAAAGUCAAUACUUGAAA
This is a messenger RNA of Larimichthys crocea (large yellow croaker), 2593 nucleotides long. It is a transcript of the gene hnrnpm, whose product is annotated as heterogeneous nuclear ribonucleoprotein M. The record is from RefSeq and is a predicted model, not a curated record. The transcript has 16 exons. Gene Ontology annotation, cellular component: nucleus; cytoplasm; ribonucleoprotein complex. Gene Ontology annotation, molecular function: mRNA binding. The coding region runs from base 203 to 2314 and encodes 703 amino acids. Lineage: Eukaryota; Metazoa; Chordata; Actinopteri; Sciaenidae.